AUGGGGGUCGACCAGGCUUACCAAGACGAAGGCGUUCCUGGAGUCGACGCGCUACAGGUUGGGAAGCGCUAUGGCGAAGAGCGCGCGAAGCGACUCCGUGACGACGGCAACGACCAGUUCAUCGACAUCUCCCUCUCCGACAAAUUCCAGUCCUUCCUAGAGGAUCCAUGGGUCGACAGGGCCGCGGUCAAAGACGCAAGGUCAAUGUUUCCCAGCAACCGCUGUCAAAUGCUCAUCCUCGGCGCUGGCUGGGGUGGCUUGUUGUAUGCAGUGCGGAUGAUCGAAGCCGGGAUUCGCCCCGAAGACAUCCGUAUCAUCGACACUGCGGGCGGCUUCGGUGGGACCUGGUACUGGAACCGCUACCCAGGGAUCUCGUGCGAUAUUGAGAGCUACUGCUACUUGCCAUUGCUGGAGGAGACGGGCUACGUGCCACGACACCGGUACUCUCAUGGAGAAGAAAUCCGCCACUAUGCCAAUCUCGCCGCCCAGAAAUGGGGAAUGGCUGACAGCGCCGUUUUCCAGACCAAGGCCCAGAAGCUGGUAUGGGAUGAAGAAGCAAAAGAGUGGCGGGUGGAACUCGUACAGCAGCGCAAAGGAGAGCAGCCACAGACGCUGAAUAUCCGCGCGCCGUUCGUGGCGACUGUGAACGGCGCCCUCAACUGGCCGAAGUUGCCUGGAAUACCGGGAAUUCUAGAUUACCAGGGCGAUAUCUUUCACUCGUCGCGCUGGAACUAUGCGCUCACUGGCGGAUCGCCGGCGGACCCGUCCCUCACGAAGCUGCAAGGAAAGCGGGUGGCCAUUAUAGGCACGGGGGCAACUGCAGUCCAGAUCGUCCCACAUCUUGCGCACUGGGCAAAGCAUCUGUACGUCGUCCAGCGCACCCCAUCGGCGGUAGGCCAUCGUGAUCAGCGGGAGACGGACUCCAAAUGGUUUCGCAAAGACAUGGCUACGUCGGCGGGCUGGCAACGCGAGCGCAUGAGGAAUUUCCACCAACACUUCACCACCGAGAAACAGCCCGCAGUCAACAUGGUAGAUGACGAGUGGACCAGCGCAGUUAGUAUGGUCGCAAUUUCCGGUAACGCUGCAGGACCCAAGACGAUGGACGAGCUGCCGGCAUACAUACAGAAGCUCCAUGCCAUCGACCUCCCACGGCAGGAGAGAAUUCGCAGGCGAGUGGAGCAGGAGGUCAAAGAUCCGCUCGUCGCGAAGAAGCUGCAGGCUUGGUACCCUACCUGGUGCAAGCGCCCCGCCUUCCACGAUGAAUACCUAUCGACGUUCAAUCGCGAAAACGUAACUCUCAUUGACACGGACGGCAGGGGCCCCGAUCAGCUUACCGCCAACUCCAUCGUCGUAGGCGACCAGUCUUACCCCGUGGACGUAAUCAUCUGUGCCACCGGCUUCCGUGCUCCGUUCACCGGGUCUCCGGCGGCGAAGGCCAACGCGACCAUCAUCGGCCGUAACGGCGUGUUGAUGAGCGAAGAGUGGGCGCGCAGCGGGCCAUUGACGCAACAUGGCGUUCUUGAUCACAACUUCCCCAACCUCUUCCUUUCUGGGCCGUGGCAAGCCUCGCUCAGCCCGAACAACUUGUUCAACGUGGACACUCUCGCAAAGCUCUCGGCAUACAUUCUAGCGGAGGCGAAGCGCAAAGCUGGCGGGAGCCCCUUCGCUGUAGCGCCAACCAGCGCUGCAGCAGAGAACUGGGGCAUGCAGGUGAUGAUGAACUCGAUACCAAUGGCUGCCAUAGCCCGCUGUACGCCGGGCUACUUCAAUGUUGAGGGCGGAAUUGACCGCGCGCCGCCCGAGGUUCAGAUGAUUAUGGCGCGCUCUGGUCUCUGGGGCCAUGGUAUUGAAGACUUCGUUCGGAUCGUGGAAGCGUGGCGUGAAGAAGGCAGGAUGCAAGGCAUCGAGGUGCGGACAUAG
Molecule: messenger RNA, 1920 nt
Organism: Trematosphaeria pertusa
Lineage: Eukaryota; Fungi; Ascomycota; Dothideomycetes; Pleosporales; Trematosphaeriaceae
Product: FAD/NAD(P)-binding domain-containing protein
Exons: 1
Coding region: 1-1920 (639 amino acids)
Molecular function (GO): NADP binding; N,N-dimethylaniline monooxygenase activity; flavin adenine dinucleotide binding
Source: RefSeq, a predicted model, not a curated record